Nematolebias whitei (Rio pearlfish) is the source of this 1632-nucleotide messenger RNA. It is a transcript of the gene tslig3b, whose product is annotated as family with sequence similarity 98 member B. NCBI's taxonomy places the organism in Eukaryota, Metazoa, Chordata, Actinopteri, Cyprinodontiformes, Rivulidae. The transcript has 8 exons. The record is from RefSeq and is a predicted model, not a curated record. Gene Ontology annotation, cellular component: tRNA-splicing ligase complex. Bases 132 to 1304 code for a protein of 390 amino acids.
CCUAACCGGAAACGCCAGGAGCCACAGUAUUAUUUGUUGUGGAAAUGAAUGGGUGCAAACACAGCUCAUGUUGACACAUAUUUUUGUAGUUUCACCACUUUUUAGUAAAUAAAAAACCUAAAAACUUCACUAUGGAAUGUGACAUUUUGGACUCUUUAGAGCAGCUCGGCUAUGACGGUUCUCUGGUGGAGGAAAAGGCGCUGCUGAAGGCCGCAGAGGGAGGCCUCUCCUCCCCGGAGUACGUGGAGCUGUGCAGGUGGUUAGCAUCCAGACUGAAGCCUCUGUGUGAUCUGGAGGAGAGCAUCAUCUCAGGACCGGAGGACGUGAGCAGCCUCCAGGUGGAGAUGAGCUCUUUGCUGAAGGAGCUGCACUGUCCUUUUGAAGAAGCUGUUUCAGGAAUUCUUCAGUGCACUGCUCCAAGCACAAAAGACCAUCUCAGAUUUGUCUUAUUUCUGAGCUCCGAGCUUCAGGCUGCACAGAUCGUGAGGAGCAGGCAAACCUCUGAUAAACACGAAGAAGAGAGUCCCAUUUGUCAAGAGCUUUCAGCAAUCUGUGAAGCACUGAAGCUGCCAGAGCCCCAAGGGCAGGAAGCACUGGGAUAUUUCUCUCAAAUACAAAACAAGGUUGAAAAAUUACUUGAAGAUCUUCCUGAUGGCUUCGUUGGAAAGCCCGUGUUGAAGAACCCUCUCAGCAGUGACCAGUGGGAAAAGCUGCACAACAUCGACAAAGUUCUGUCAUCAGAGUACGAAUGUCGCCGCAGGAUGCUGAUCAAACGGCUGGACGUCACCGUCCAGUCUUUUGGCUGGUCAGACCGAGCCAAGGUGAAGGUGGACAUUAUGGCAAGAGCAUAUCAGCCUAAGCGACACUCUCUGAGACCAAAGUCCACAGUGGACAUGGCCGAGCUGCUGGCUGCCAGAGAGGACAUCUGUAACGUGAUGAAGACCAGCAGCGGCUCCAGCAGGGAGAAGACUGUCUGUGCUGUCAACAAGAUCCUCAUGGGAGGAGUACCAGACAGAGGAGGACGUCCUUCUGAGAUUGAAGCCCCGCCUCCUGAGAUGCCCCCCUGGCAGAAAAGACAGGACGGUGGAGGAAGAGGAGGUGGUGGUGGCUGGAGAGGAGGAGGCUGGGGAGGUCGUGGUGGAGGAGGAGGAGGAGGAGGAGGCUGGGGAGGUCAUGGUGGAGGAGGAGGAGGAGGAAGCUGGGGUCAAGGUGGGCGAAGUGGUGGAGGAGGAGGCUGGAACCAAGGAGGACACAGUCGACACGGAGAUUACGGAGGACACGGAGGGAAGAAAAAACGAUACUAGUCUCAGACUGUUCAGUAUUUUUUACUCAGUUUGUAAAUUUAUACUUGGACAGUAUGAGUUUAUUCUGACCAGUUCAGGUUUUGUUUUUAUCUGAAGGGAGAAACUGGCAGCCUGCAGCGGAAAACUUGUCUUUAUACACAAUUUUAUAAAGGUUGCAUUUAUUUAAUGACUAUAUAAGAAUGAGUUUUUAAUUCACUUUUUUUUUAUUAGUGUUGUUUUUUUAAGAGUUUUAACAGUUGUGUCUGAACCGGACUUGGCACAGGAACUUGAAAUUUUAUUUUAUUUGCAAUUUAGGCAGCUUGUCUUUAUAAACAGUCAUAAAAUAUAC